AUGGUAUGUGACAUCCUCGCGGGAGAACGUGGCCCAUCUUGUAAAAACAUGAACCAAAUUCCAGAUAUUAAGGUAUUCUACUUGAGAUUUGUUAAACCCGAAGCUCCAAACGAAAUAGAUGAAGAAACCGAUGAUCAUGAAUCUACCCAGGUAUUUCAAUAAACAUUUACACUAAUAACAAUAAUCUUGACCAUCUAGAGUUUUGCUUUGUCCCUACCAACUUGCGUUAUAUUUAAGGAAAUUUUAGAAGUCCUUCCCAAUAGACCUUUCCAAGGUUUCUACCGCCAUAUCCAGGUGAUCUCGUGUUCGUAUUUUAGCCAAUCAGCGCUCAGAAAGGGUUGUCCGGAUAGAAAUCCAUUUUGAUGUAUUCAGUCAAUUAUAUCUUUCGUUAUUCUUUAUGAAACUAGUUGAAAUUUUGUAAUUAUGUUUGCUUAUGAGAACUAUAGCUCUGACAUCCUCGUUCCCAGGGCUUCUCGGCUGCCUGCGUUGCCGUAAGCCCUGGGAUAAGCCAAACCGGAACACCACAAAUUCUGGUGUUUUCCGGAAGUAAACGCGCUCUGCUGCAAGCUAAAAAUGCUGACUAUGCACUAAUUUUUACUGAGGAGUGGAGACGUGUUGGUGAGCAGAAAAUAUUGGAUUUUUCUUUUGUUUCGAUGUAUUUUCCACCAUCAAGGGAAUAUAUACAGACUACCUAAUCGAAUUAUACAUAUUGUGGGUUUAUAUUUCGUUAUAUCGUUAAUAUUCGUCAAAAUACAACCCUAUUUCGGUCUCGUAUUACAUGUAUAUCAAUUUUCAUGUAUGAUGUAAACAUGAUCGAGUCGAAAUGUGCUCGAAGUGGCCGCUGUGAUUCGAAACAUCAUGGGUUCUUGUACAGAUGACCUGUUUCAACACGCGCUUGUAAAGUCACUUCAAAGACUGGACAAAGAACGACAUGUGACAUGUCUAAACGGCGGUGUGUGUCUGUUUACUGGGUUACAACAACGGCAAUAUUAACAAUGAAUCACCAAACAUUUCAAGAAAAUAUAAAUUAUAGAUAGAUGUCAUGCAUGACCCCAUGAGUUUUGGAUUUGAAUUGCUAGAUUUAAAGGUCUUUAAAUCUAUAUUAUGUAUACAAAAUCAUGCGUGCGUAAAUUUGAGCAAAAAAGCACAAGGUGUUUGUUUGGCCAUAUGCCCAUCGUGUAGUAUGAAUAUUGAACACCGGUACCGUUUUAUAUAGCACGUUUAAAACGUUAUUUCCAUGCUGGAUAAUCCUGAAUCCUUCACCGAUUACAUGCGUGGCAAAUGACGAAAAAUAAUUAUGUGAAAUAAUUAACCUAUAAAUAUGUCUUUGGCCAUGAAUGCAACUCACUAUGCUUCUUUAUACAUCUGACAGUCAAAACUAUGUGCAUGACUACAUGGCCCAAUGUAUGUUAAUUGUUUCAGGGAAAUUUUUGUGUUCAGAUUAAAGUAUAACAAUAUUUUCUGCAUUCCAAUAUAUUUUCUACAUGCAAGUGCACAUUCUGUUUCAGAUAGGGGCCAAAUCAUUUGAGGCUGAAUGGGAUAGCAAAUGAUUGGAGGGUAGUGUUAGCAAAUUUGACUCCCUUACAUAAUGUCAAGUUAUCACUGGUCAAUUUUUAAAUUUCUUACAAUUUCACAUCAGGGAGUUCAUUGCCCCCCCCAUUAUCCAGAAGUGUGACAAAGCGUUUUCUAAUAUCUAUCCAGGUGUCCAAUCUAAAUCUCCACCACAACAGGAUGUAUACUCGAGUGAUGGUAAGGGAGGUGGGGUUAAAAUUCUGAUUUAUCAAUAUAUUACUACACAUUUCCACAUUAAAAAUAUGAAAAGUUUUCCAGUUCAAAAUAUCUAUAGUGCUCAGGAGGCUUAAACCAGAAUUUCAGAAUACAAAGCAACUUUUAUGUAAUUUUUGUAAUGGUUUGUUUAAAAUCAAUUUUUAUACAGACAUGGUAGGGUGUCUCCUGGCUAGAAGCCUGCAUAUACAUAUACAAAUUUUCAGUUUGGUCAAUAAUAAUAGUUUAUUUUAUAAUUUCAAUUCUUACAAGAUUUACAAUAAGUCAACAGAAUAGUAUUCUAUUCUGAACUGUUGACAGGAAACAGUGUAAAUUCAUGAUCUCUUAAUCCAAUAUGACACAAGAAUUCGAGACCCCCACCUCGGGCAUUCACUUAAUUUGGUGUGUGAAAUUCAGUGAAGUCCCCUGCAGCCAGGACAAAAUGGCAAGGUAAAUUUCUUCGGUCCUAUCAUCCCCAGGUAUUCAAUUGGAAUUUUUACUUGAAAUUUCCCAAACCAUUCCUUUACUGUUCUGUAAAAGCCUUUCCUAGCUGACUGCUUUAUUUCAGCAUUUAUAUAAAAGACUAAACCUUUCCUAGCCGACUGCUUUGUUUCAGCAUUUAUAUAGCCAACUGCUUUAUUUCAACAUUUAUAUAAAAGACUAAGUGCCCCCCUCCCCCAUGACCUCAUUCAUUCCUCGACUUGGACACUGAAAGUAAGUGUCUUCCCUGUUUGCCAAGAAAUGAUAAACCUGUGAAUAAGAGGCGAUUGUCCUUGCAUUCCCCUCUGGUAUGCCAAAGGUGCAGGGAUUCAAAUGACUGGUGCAACUGAAUAUGCUUAUAAGCUUAUUCACUGUAUUUAAUUAAAUGCUACUAAAAUUACUUACUAAUAAUACAACUGAGAAAAUUCAGAAAUAGUAAAAUACACCUAUAAUAUUCUAUAUGCUAUAUUUAAAAAUUCCAAUUGGCCAUUUUAAUAUAGGGCCACUUUAAUAUAGGUGCGUAAUAGGCCAAGUGACCAAUACCAAAAGCAUAAUAAUUAAUAAAAUGCAAUAUAAUAAUAUAUUACACCAUUAAAACUUUACUAUCGUAAAUAUAUAUUAUUAAACAUUUUACAUUUACAAUGUGCUUAAAAUUUUACAAUUAUACUUGAGCACAAUGUUUUAAUGAUAGGCAACUUUAUAACAAGAAAAUGUUAAAAUGAAGAAACUUUUUAAUGGCUUCAUAAUUGACGUUUCUUCGAUAUUGUUGCUUACUUCUACUUUAUAAUUGUCCAUUUUGCUAUUUUCUUUCUUUCUGUUUGCAAAUUAUCUCCAUUAAUCCAUAGAAAACAAGCAUUAUACGUUUGUAUUUCUUUGUAUUUCGAACGCGCACUCCUUGAAGGCAACCAUAUUGCCGAAUAUAAACAUCCACUUGAUGAAUAAACUUUUCAUACUUCACUCUAUUUCCAACGACCAAUCAAAUCACUUCUGCUUCGGCUUGUCCCAGGGCUUACGGCAACGCAGGCAGCCGAGAAGCCCUGGGAACGAGGAUGUAGCUCUGACAAAAAUAUGGAAUCGAAAUAAAGUAUAUUAAAGGAGAUAUUCAGUUGUUUUAAUCAUAAAAUGGAUUUCUAUUUGACAACUAGUGCCAGUACUUUUCCGCGUAUCAAGAUCAUCUGGAUUGCAGGGGGUGCAAAAACAUUGGGGCGAGCGCGCGGCCACCAAUGGCGCCCAUACUAUUUCCUAUUGAGUGAGUGAAAAUUACCUUUUGACAUUUUGUCCUUUUUCUCGAAAAAUUUCUGUACAAGCAUAUCCAAUUUUUAUUUUUAGAUAAUCGCUGGGUUUUUUCUGAUAUGUGGCUGAGAUUUUUUGCUAAUCGAAGGACAGGAAGUAAUAAAAAACGGCGGCUUUUAUUGUAAAACUUGACCGACAUUUGAGAGAUGAUUUUUGUACAAAUAUACAAAUAUAAACAGUAAUAAUGGCGGACACCAAAGGACUUACACACUUAAUGACAAAUAUUCUUCCAAAGAUUGGUUAAACAAACGAAACAACAAGAAUCAUCGCUCAAACGUCGGUCAAGUUGUGCAACAAAAGCCGCCGUUUUUUAUUACUUCCUGUCCUUCGAUUAGCAAGAAAUCUCGGCCACAUAUCAGAAAAAACCAGCGAUUAUCCAAAAAUAAAAAUUGGAUAUGCUUGUAUAGAAAUUUUUUGAGAAAAAAGACAAAAUGUCAAAAAGUAAUUUUCACUCACUCAAUAGGAAAUAGUAUGGGCGCCAUUGGUGGCCGCGCGCUCGCCCCAAUGUUUUUGCAACCCCUGCAAUAUGGCGGUAGAAACCUUGGAAAGGUCUAUUGGACUAUUCCGAUUAUUAUCUGCACCCCCCCUGUUGAGGAAUCCCUUUCCCAUGGAAUUUCCAUUUUAAAUUAGGCCUUACCCAUGGAAUUUCCAUUUAAAAUUUGGCCCUGUCCAUGGAAUUUCCAUGUGUAAAUUACCCCUCCCUAUGGAAUUGCCAUCAUGGGACAUUUACUCCUGGAAAUUUCUUUCUAACAAGUGUCCUCCCAUGGAAUUUCCAUCCCAUCAAAUUUACUCGUCUGGAAAUUCCAUGUGAGAAUUACUCCUCCCCUUGGAAAUCCAGAGCCUGAAUACCCCUUUCCCUGGAAAUUCCAGGGUUAAUGUAUUCCCUCCCCUGAAAAUUUAAAGUUAAAUAUGCACUUCUCCCCUGGAAAUUCUAAGGUUAAUACACCCCCUCCCCUGGAAAUUCCAAGGUUAAUACACCCCCUCCCCUGGAAAUUCCGAGGUUCCUCAACAGGGGGGGUGCAGAUAAUAAUUGGAAUAGCCCAUUUAGUAAAAUUGCCCACCAUUGCCCCCAUUCCCUCGGGAGUUUUUUUGUGAAUGGUUUCUUAUGUUUACAUCAUUCACUAUAUAGCCACCAAAGAGAGCUAAGCGACGUGCCAUGUCUUUUCCAAGCCCUAAAAAGUCUUCAUCCAAACAUAACAAUUCAAGCAAGUACCCUAAAAGUUUAUCCGUUAAAGAUAUGUUGCACUUGGGAAAAGCCCUUCCAAAGAAGGAGUCAACCAUUAUAUCAAUUUUUCAAUUUAAUUUCAAACACAUGCGUUGGUCAAGUGUACCCAUUAAAGCAGAGUUCAUGAUUGAAGAAUUGCCAUUUGCUACUGGUGGAUUCAGGGAAGCCUUAAAGGCCACAAGUAUAACAGCUGGCUUUGAAGAAACAACAUGGGUAGUGAAGAAAUACCCGACCACUGCUGUAGACGUAAUUAGAGAAACUAACGAGACAGAACAAACACAUGCACAGAAGUCAGUACAAAUGCAUUAUUUGGCAAAAAAUUUUGCUUCACAGCUAAAUGAAAAAAUUGUCAAAGAUGGAAUAACAGAUUUUGGUGAAACCUUUUCAUACAAGAAAGUCUUCAUGGGUAAAACAGAUGAUGGGGAGUAUGUAACAAUUGAGGAGUACAUAGAUGGCGACUUUGUCAAAUACAUAAAUAACGAUGGAGAUAUCUGUGAAGAUGGAGACAUUUGUGAUAAGGCGCAGGCAUUUGCUCACUUCACAUAUGAAAAAUCAGAGGGCAAGUUAAUUGUUUUAGACAUCCAGGGUGCUGGGUACAAUCUAUACGAUCCCGAAAUUGCUUCAUUGCAUUUGCUAGGUGAUGAAGGCAAUUACAUGUUUUGUACUGGGAAUUUGUCUGAAACAGCAAUAACAUCCUUUUUUGGCAUUCAUGAAUGUAAUAAGUUUUGCAGACUCUUGUGUCUUAAGUUGAGACCAAAGAAGACCAAUGCCCAAUAA
Molecule: messenger RNA, 5539 nt
Organism: Paramuricea clavata
Lineage: Eukaryota; Metazoa; Cnidaria; Anthozoa; Malacalcyonacea; Plexauridae
Source: the annotation of a GenBank genome assembly